AUGUCGCGCUCGAAGGACAACUCGAGGUUGCGUGUACCAGGGGCCUCGAAGUCGUCUUCGCGCCCUGGUUCACGGCUUCGCACAUCUCGAAAUCCCUCUCUCUCGUCGCUCUCGUAUAUCCCGUUUGGUCCCGAGGAGUUAAUCAAUCCUGACGCCCCUGUUAGUGAGGAGGUAGCAGAGCUGCUGCAAGAGUUUGUGCAUCCCCACAGGCAUGAAUCUGAACAGACACUGGUUCAGGAGGCUGCCGAUGAGGUAUGUGCGGACGACGAAAUCGAUACUGCGAAGCAACCGUUGGACUUGCCUUGGUGGAAGAGACCUUCGCCAUGGUGGUUUCUUGUUCUGAUCAUCAUCAGUUCUGUUGCGGCUGGUGCGACAAUGGCCCCACGCGUCUCUGUAUAUACACGUCUCGCUUGCGAUACCUAUAAGCCGGAGUACUCAAGAGUUGGUCGGAAUCCUGAUAACCUCACCCUGCUAUCUCCCCAUGCAAACAAUAUGUCCUCUGUCGUUCCAUCAGGCGGUAUGGCAUCUACACCCCCCUCAGACAGAGACUGGGCACUCUGCGCGUCCGAUCCAGUGGUCCAGGCUGCAGUUGCCAAGCUAUCCCUUGUUAUAGCAGCUUCCACAGGCAUCCUGGGGUGUAUAACGACCACAAUGUGGGCUUCGCUGUCUGAUCGAUAUGGGCGUGUCAGAAUUGCGGGAAUCUCUACAAUCGGUAUCCUUGUGACAGAGCUGGGCUUUCUACUUGUGUACAAUUUCCCGAAUUCUGUUCCGGGAGGAAUCUGGUUCCUCGUCCUUGGUCCCAUAAUUGACGGGCUUCUUGGCGGUAUUGGCGCAGUAUCAUCCGCAAUCCAUGCCUAUCUCACCGAUUGCACUGAACCCAGUUCACGCUCUCGCAUUUUCUCCCUUUUCAUGGGACUCUUGUUCGCUGGCAUAAGUAUCGGCCCUACCCUCGGCAGUUUGACUAUCAAUCUCACGGGCAACAUCAUCUCCGUCUUCUACAUUUCAUUCUGCACUUAUCUGAUUCUAUGUCUAUUUCUCUGGGUUGUCAUCCCCGAGUCUUUGACAAAGGCUCAAAGAGCAGAAGCUCGUCGCCUUCAUGCGGAGGACAGUGCGCGGCUCGCCAUCGCAAGAUCCAAGGGCGGUCUUCUUACUUGGCUGGGAAGACCGUUUGAUUUCCUGAGGCCUCUGGCCCUUUUCUAUCCCAUGGUCAUCGAUGAUAGUGCCUCGAAGAAAAGAAGAGAUUGGAGCCUUUUGCUCCUAGUCGCAGGAUGUGGAUGUACUGGCUCUCUCAUAGGCGGUCUCACUUACAAAAUGCAAUACAUGUCUUCUGUAUUCGGAUGGACAGCGGCAGAGAUUGGUUACUGGAGUAGCAGUGUGGGUGCUUCACGAGCAAUCCACCUGACUCUGGUGCUUCCCCUCCUCACUAAAUUAUUCCAACCCAAGCCUUCAGCGAUAAUGCUACCUAUCGAACCCUUGGAGCCUCUUCGUCCAGAGACAGCUUCAUCAGAGUCACUUGCACCACAGGAGACGGCGCCUCCGCCUCACCAGCCACAUUCGCCUCAUUUUGAUUUGGUCAUCGCACGCUGCUCUCUUCUCCUCGAAAUUAGCUCAUAUAUUCUGAUGGCGUUCACGAGGACUGGUGGCUUGUUCACCUUUUUCGGCAUCAUGUCCUCCCUUGGUGCAGGUUAUGGCCCCGCGAUAAGCAGCGUCGCUUCAACACUGUACGCUACGCGAGGGGGAAAAGAGAUGGGGAAGUUGUUCGGUGCUAUGAGUGUGAUACAAACACUAAGCUCUCAAGUAUUGGGCCCUACCAUUUUUGCAUUCACAUAUAUGGCGACUGUCGCCAUCUUUCCGCCGGCAAUAUUCUUCGUGUCUGCGGGGGUGCUCUCCGUGGCGUUCAUCCUGUUCCUUUUUAUCCGUCUACCCAAAAUGCCCCAGGAGGCUUCCGACGUGGACGUAGAAGACCCGCUUGCUAACCAUCCUACUCUUCGUCGCGAGGAGACUCUCACUGACGUAGAAGAAGUGCUAAUUGUGGUCGACGACGAAGACAGAGGCAAGAAGGUGACGCCAUAA
Sparassis crispa is the source of this 2073-nucleotide messenger RNA. RefSeq lists its product as hypothetical. The transcript has 9 exons. Gene Ontology annotation, molecular function: transmembrane transporter activity. The record is from RefSeq and is a predicted model, not a curated record. Gene Ontology annotation, biological process: transmembrane transport. Gene Ontology annotation, cellular component: membrane. Bases 1 to 2073 code for a protein of 690 amino acids. NCBI's taxonomy places the organism in Eukaryota, Fungi, Basidiomycota, Agaricomycetes, Polyporales, Sparassidaceae.